CAGCAGGGAAAUCUAGAUAGAUGGAUUUAUUCGAUGUAUUACUCCAAGCCGGUCUGUUCACUACUGCUGUGGUGUUUUAUUUAUUAUUCGUAAGAAAGCCGACGAAAACGAAAAGAUACUAUCGAGAACCUGGAUGGAAUUAUCUUCUGAAACUAUUCUUGGCUCGUUUUGCUGUAAGGCGAUGGAAAUCAAAACUGCCUUCACGAGAAUUAAGUGAAACUCCCCGAAGGGAACUGAAGCUUGGUACGGAUGAUAUCACACUACGAGCUUCAUCAUCUGACGGAUCUUCUAUUUUAUUGAGAAUACGCAGAUUGUGUGGCCGAAAAAACAUAGCCGAAGUUGUAUUAUAUCUUCAAAUACAUGAUGGCACCAGAUACAAAUUACCGCAGCACCCCGAAACAGCUAUUGCUGAGUGGAUCAGUACGCAAGAUGGAUGGAGUGCUGGUGGACUGAAGAUACAAAUAUUAGAAUCGCAGACGAAUAUAAGGAUCAUCUACAAUGGGCUUCUUACACGACUUACUGACAACGUUACUCAGCAUGUUAAGCUCAAUCUCCUAUGGGCAUCAGCAACUAGAGUUGUGCGACACCCAGAGGACUGGAGUGUUCAGCUCGCGGCAGAAGCAUUGGCUCUGGAACCUUGGCAGGAUGGCAGUUGGCCGCAAAUGCUCAACAAAUGCGUCGGAGGUUCUGGCAGUUGGAUGCAAUGGGGAGCCAUUCAAGGUCGCUUUCAAUCGUUUGAUGCAAACGGCGCUAUAGACAAAAGCGAAUACCUACGUCUACGUGGAGCUAAGGAGCGGAGUUGGUCCCCUGACAGUAAGGUUCUAAGGCGGAAGGUCACAUUGACUGCAUCUGCGAGCGAUGGGACCGCGGUACAGAUCCGUGCCUUCUCGUACUAUAAGAACUUCACACAGUGCAUUUCAGGAAAUGUGCGUUUCCCCAAUUUCAUGGUGAAAAGCAUAACUUCAACCGACUUGGUCUUGUCUGAUUUUUGCGAGGGUGCCAAUCAAAUACCAAACACCUAUACUAUUAACAUUUGCACAUCAGACAGCCGCACUUUCAAAGUAAUACUUCGGAUAAGCAAGGAUGGCGGGCGUACUUUUAGUGGUGUGCCACGCCAACAAGAAGAAGUGUACCGGAAUUGCGCUGUUGAAAUUAACGGAGAACACGGAACUGGAGUUCUAGAGCUUGCAUAUGACAAAUUAGGCACAGAAUCCACAUCAGCGACACCGCCUCAUAUUAUACCGCUUCCCGUAUUGAAGUGGCUUGACGAGGUGGAAGCUGGGAAUACAGAUUAUUGUCUGCCCUUCGAUGCGAGAGCCGCUACUUGUACUAACUACGUCGGAGGAAAAGGAGCAUCGCUUGCUCUAUUGGCUUCAGUACAAAGCAAAGAGGGGUACACUGUCCCGCCCGGAUUUUGCGUUACUAAUAAUGCCCUUAAUAAACACCUUGAAAGAAAUGCUACGCUAGUAAAAGCUAUCUCGGAAAUAGAGAGCGCCAACGAGGAUUAUAAGGAGAGCGUUUUUAAGGAAAAAUGUGAAAAAACAGUUAGCUUAUUUGUGACAACCGAAAUAGUUGAAGAUGUAAAAGCUAAAAUAUUAGAAUAUUUGAAGGAACUAAGGGAGAAAGCGUCGGAUAAAACCUAUGGCCCUCAAUUACGAUUUGCUGUAAGAUCCUCAGCGAUCGGCGAAGACAGCGAGGCGCUAUCGGCCGCCGGACAAAACGAAACAGUACUAGGAUGUGUGAGCGACGAUGACGUCAUACGCGCCGUCCAAAAGUGCUGGGCAUCUAUGUUUGCUUUUACAAGCGCAUAUUACCGCAGGCAGAAUGGUCAGCCGUGCAAGUGCGGUGGUGGGGUGGUGGUGCAAGCCUUGGUAGCGCCACGAUCCGCCGGCGUCAUGUUCACCCGGCACCCGCACCACGGAGAUCCCUCCAGGAUCCUUAUCACGGCCAACUAUGGCUUGGGAGAGAGUGUGGUAUCUGGAUUAGUCGAACCGGACACCAUAAUCGUAAAACGUGGAAUAGACGCUAGCUUAUCAAUUGACAAGGUCGAACUUGGUUCGAAAACACACAGAGUGACCACGUGUAAGGAUGGCGUUAGUUCGGAAAGUAUUCCAGAUUCUGAACGAACCAAAGCGUGCUUGUCAGAAUCGGAGAUAAUGAGACUAGCUCAUAUUGCUGUAUCCCAAGAAACACUUUGGGGUGCUGGAAGGGAUAUAGAGUGGGCUAUUAAUGAUGACGCAAUAUUCCUUCUGCAAGCUCGGCCCAUCACAUCCCUGGAGAGAUGGACGGAAGAGGAGUUGCUGCAUGAAUUGGACUUCCCGAUAAUGUCCGACGACGAGCUCGUCACUUUCGCAAACACCGGAGAGGUUCUGCCUAAGCCGAUGACCCCUUUGAGUUACGACAUGGUAUAUCGUCCUCUGGAGAGAGGCAUUGCAUCGUUGAUGAUAGCAAACGGCGACGGUUAUGAUAAAAAUAUUAUUAUCACGCACAAUCGAUGCGCUAUUGCAUUAUACAACUCAGUGUAUCGACGAGUUACUAAAGAGAUUGAUAUUAACAUGCGAAUGUUGGAAAUGUCCAUCCACGGGCACAAGGUAGCUGAUGAUGAAAUUCACCAAACAGCGUUACACAGAAGGCAACCUCUUUUUACGGACAAAUUAUUUACUAUUCUGGAUAUGAUAAAGAGCAUGAUAAUUUCAAAGCGGGCGAUGAAUGACACAAUCAAGCGUGUAAAUAAGAUGAAUCUUAAAGCCGAAACGGAUGAUCCACUGGAAUUGUUUAACAAGAUAAUGGGAGCGGAGAAGGAUAUGAUGAGGUACACUAAUAAUCACGGAAUAACGAGCGUAGCUAGCACUUUCACCCAGUUUAUAGCUAUGAGUGUGCUGCUAGAAGAUAGAGAAGAUAAAUUAGAUUUCUCACCUGAGGCGUGUUACGAAAUCGGCAAAUUAUUAAGUUCUGGAGACGUGUUGUCUGCGGAGGUGCCACACGCAUUGGCCAAACUUGCAAGCGACCUGGAAGAAUCCGGUAAAUUAACGGAAUUCCGAAAUCAGGAUCCGAACACGGCCAUGGCGUGGCUUGAGCACAAUUUACCAAAUGUGUACGACGAUGCUUGCAAAUUCUUGGACCAGCACGGGCAUAGAGCUAUUAUGGAGUUUGACUUGGCAACGAAGCCGUGGAUAUUGGUACCCGCUGAGUUAAUGAAAGUGCUUAUGCACAUAAAACCAACAAAGGAAGAUCGUCAAAACAAAAGUAGUGAUGAAAUCAUUGCUUCUCUAAAAACACCAAAAAAGUCCAGCACGAGAAAAGUCCUGCGAUGGAUUCUUCCGUUGUGUCACCGUGCAGUACGCCACCGGGAGGCCACGAAAGCGCAUUUGAUCCUUGCUGUCCACAAGGUUCGCCUGGCAGCUCUGAGCCUCGGUCGAUUACUCGUACAGAGCUGGUUCUUACCACAUCCAGACCUGGUGUUUUACUUUCGAGUGCACGAACUUAGGGAAUACAUCACCACAAGAGAUCCAUCUUUAUUAAAAAAAGCUUUCCAACGUCAGCAGUGUUAUCCAGGAUGGUGUAGACUGAAAUUCCCAGAAAUUAUCAAAGGUUGGCCUCAGCCUCUUACCAUAGAGAAGCCACAAAUUACAACUGGAGAAGUGAGAUUAGAAGCGACAUCUGUUUGUGGAGGAGAGGUUAUUGCUAGAGCAUGUGUUGUUAAGGAUCUUUCAGAGAUUAGCCUCUUACAACAGGGCGAUGUGCUCAUAACGCAUGCGACGGACAUUGGAUGGUCGCCGUACUUUCCCCUAUUAUCAGGCAUCGUUACGGAAUUAGGAGGACUUAUAUCACAUGGAGCAGUAAUAGCGCGUGAGUACGGUUUGCCUUGCAUCGUUGGCGCAACGCACGCGACGGAUUUGUUCAAAACGGGAGACAUGGUGCGUCUCUCAGGAAUCGAGGGGCUCGUGGAGGUCAUCAGUAUAACAGAGAAAGAGAAAACUGAUGCCCCCAAAUAAGAUACUCACACAAUUUGCAAAGACCCUCUAGAUGAUAUAAUUUGAUAACGGACCAACCUUGUCAUUCUGGACUAACGCGGAACGCCGCGUUCAAAAUGUCGAAAUCCGGUUAGAGACCUAUUUAUAUAGUCGACGAAAUAUAGACAAAACGUUUCAAACUGGCUUUACGUUAUAAAGACGUUAUUAAAAAGGUACGUUUUAAAAACAGUGCCAUCUGUGUGUUAGCCUUAAAAGCAACACAAGCUAAGUAUACUGAAUAUUGUAGAUUUUUAAACCCACAGAAACACCUGGCUGGGUAAAGUUCUAGUAUUAUACAAAGGGCAAACAUAAUUGAUAGAUGAUUGUCCGUUCACAUAAUAUUGUAAUAUUAGUAUUACCAUUUUUAAGUAAUACAUAUUUCGUAUCAUUUUGA
Messenger RNA from Pararge aegeria (speckled wood butterfly), 4407 nucleotides. RefSeq names its product putative phosphoenolpyruvate synthase. The record is from RefSeq and is a predicted model, not a curated record. Gene Ontology annotation, molecular function: kinase activity; ATP binding. Lineage: Eukaryota; Metazoa; Arthropoda; Insecta; Lepidoptera; Nymphalidae. Gene Ontology annotation, biological process: phosphorylation. Bases 21 to 3995 code for a protein of 1324 amino acids. The transcript is spliced from 23 exons.